Molecule: messenger RNA, 732 nt
Organism: Laccaria bicolor S238N-H82
Lineage: Eukaryota; Fungi; Basidiomycota; Agaricomycetes; Agaricales; Hydnangiaceae
Exons: 4
Coding region: 1-732 (243 amino acids)
Source: RefSeq, a predicted model, not a curated record
AUGAGUUUUUUCAUGAUUGCAAUGGAGUACGUCGUCGACAAGGAGAACACGUUUACUUACCCUGUACUACUAACAGCCCACGUGAUGCCUCUUCUUAAAGGUCGUUUCAAAGACGACGCCACUUCUUCCUUCGAGUUGAUUCAUGGAAUCAAGGACAACAUUCAAAUCUCAAUCGACAAAGAUCGCCUUCAGCUCAAAUACCCCAGAAGGAUGCGCCAAUUGCGGAAAUUACAGAAAACCCGGUUCUCCUGCUUUAUCAGUUUGCGGAGCGUGUCAAGGUCUACGCUAUUGUGCCAAGAAGUUCGACACACAAUCGCUAAUCAACCCAAUGGCCCCGCUAUAGAAACACUCCUAAGAAACAUCGAAGACUUCGUCCGCCUCCAUACACCCGUGUUCAGGCAAAUCCUAGCCACUGCCAUUAGCCACUCUCCAUCUUUCGACUUUCGUGAAAAGUUUGCGCUAGUCCUUUUGGGAAAGUCUGACUUGGCAAAAUCCGACAGGGGAAACCCGGCCAGAGCGUUUUUUGUCGAGUCUGCAGACUUUGUAGAUAUGCCUAUUCCGGGCGAUCACGAAUCCUACGGAAGACAACUGACAGCAAUGCGCCCUGCUGCGGAACGUUUCGAAGAAAAAGAACGUGGAGCAGAGGGAUACCUUGGGCUCCUCAUGUGCCUCUGGUGUAAAGUUUCUUCUUUCCAGAUCAAGUUGAAGCGUAUCAAUGGAUUUUUCCUUUAA